Molecule: messenger RNA, 432 nt
Organism: Haplochromis burtoni (Burton's mouthbrooder)
Lineage: Eukaryota; Metazoa; Chordata; Actinopteri; Cichliformes; Cichlidae
Product: rano class II histocompatibility antigen, B alpha chain-like
Exons: 3
Biological process (GO): positive regulation of T cell activation; immune response; antigen processing and presentation of exogenous peptide antigen via MHC class II
Cellular component (GO): MHC class II protein complex; membrane
Molecular function (GO): MHC class II protein complex binding
Source: RefSeq, a predicted model, not a curated record
GUCAGAGAGCUGCUGAUGAAGGGGCUGCUCCUCUUCCUCUCCUGUGUCCUCUGUGUCUCUGCUGACGCUCUGCACAGUGACAUUGCUGUUGGUGGCUGUUCAGAGUCUGAUGGAGAGAACAUGUAUGGACUGGAUGGUGAAGAGCUUGCCUACGCAGACUUCAACAAACAGGAGAUGAUCUACCCUCUGCCUCCUUUUAUUGAUCCUAUGACUGUACCAGGAGGUUAUGAAUCAUCUGUGGCUUUUCAACAGACCUGUAGAGAGAACAUGAAGCUUUUUGGUAAAGGCAUGAAGGACUACCCUCCAGAACAGGAUGUUCCUUCAGCUGUGAUGAUCUACACCAGAGAUGAGGUGGAGUUUGGAGAGGAGAACACUCUGAUCUGUCACGUGACUGGUUUCUAUCCUGCUCCUGUCAACGUCUCCUGGACCAAG